Molecule: messenger RNA, 384 nt
Organism: Dibothriocephalus latus
Lineage: Eukaryota; Metazoa; Platyhelminthes; Cestoda; Diphyllobothriidea; Diphyllobothriidae
Source: the annotation of a GenBank genome assembly
AUGUCAACGGACAUUGCAAAUGCGAGUAAAAAACCAUCAGCACCCUCAUCCACUCCACAAACGCCUGCUGAACAAUGGAGUGUUUCUGACAUCCACAAUGAAAAUCCCCAAGCUGAUGCGCAACCGCCACCAGCACUGUCUUCAAAGUCUAAGCGACGUGUCCGCUUCCCCGAGGACGACUCUUUAGUCGUUGGCUACUUGGAUCCCUUUGUGCCCACUUCGGACAACUGCACUAGCGAUGAGCUGAUUUCCGCGUACACCGCCUCUUGUAAAUACUAUAAGGUUGCUCCGAUCGAGUUCCUCCUGGAGCAGUUAAGAGGAAUUGACCUGUCAAUAUGCAAUGAGCGUUACAGCCGGCUCAGCCUUAAGGGUAAGUUUUUUUAA